Quercus lobata is the source of this 2940-nucleotide messenger RNA. Its product is annotated as glutamate receptor 2.1-like. The record is from RefSeq and is a predicted model, not a curated record. NCBI's taxonomy places the organism in Eukaryota, Viridiplantae, Streptophyta, Magnoliopsida, Fagales, Fagaceae. Gene Ontology annotation, molecular function: ligand-gated monoatomic ion channel activity. The coding region runs from base 34 to 2940 and encodes 968 amino acids. Gene Ontology annotation, cellular component: membrane. The transcript has 6 exons.
GGUAUCACAAAUUUUCCCUCUGACCUCAAAAUCAUGAAGAUGCCUACCAGAAUUGCUUUUUCUCUUUUCAUCUUCAUUAUUCUUUCUGAAAGAAAUAUCAUGGCCAUGGCACAAAACACGUCGACAAUCCCAGUUAACGUGGGUGUCAUUCUUGACUUGGAUACAUGGAAUGGGAAGAUGGGGUUCAGUUGCAUAAACAUGGCCCUUUCAGACUUCUAUGCCUCCAAUCCUCACUACAGAACUAGGCUGGUUCUUAACUCCAGGGACUCCAAAAGUGAUGUUGUUGGAGCAGCUGCUGCAGCUCUAGACCUCAUUAAAAAUAUAGAAGUGCAAGCUAUCAUAGGGCCACAAAACUCAAUGCAAGCCAACUUUGUGAUUGAUCUCGGUGAUAAAGCUCGGGUGCCCAUUAUAUCAUUCUCAGCAACAAGCCCUUCUCUUUCUUCCCUUGAGAGUUCAUACUUUUUUCAAGUCACUCAAAAUGAUUCAUCUCAAGUGAAUGCUAUAAGUGCAAUUGUUCAAACUUAUAAAUGGAGAGAGGCCGUGCCAAUCUAUGCAGACAAUGCAUAUGGGAAAGGUAUCAUACCCUUCUUGGUUGAUGCCUUGCAAAAUGUUGAUGCCCGUGUCCCCUAUCGGAGUGUCAUUUCACCAUUAGCCACAGAUGACAAAAUUGGUGAAGAACUUUACAAGUUGAUGACAAUGCAAGCUAGAGUCUUCAUAGUGCACAUGUCAACCAAACUGGGUUAUCGGCUUUUCAACAAAGCAAGAGAAAUUGGAAUGAUGAAUGAAGGUUAUGUUUGGAUAACUACCAAUGGGAUAACCGACUCUCUAUGUUCAUUAAAACGAUCAGUCCUUGACUCAAUGCACGGGGUUUUGGGUGUAAAAACUUACUUUCAAGAAACAAAAGAACUUGAAAAUUUUACAAUUCGAUGGGAAAGGAAGUUCCAAGAAAACAAUCAAGCCAUUUCGAAUGCUGAACUGACUGUUAUAGGACUAUGGGCAUAUGAUGCUGCUUCAGCACUAGCCAUGGCAGUCGAGAAGGUUGGGACUACAAAUUUUUACUUUCAGAAGACAAAUGCUUCAAGCAACUUGACUGAACUUGAAGCUAUUGGGAUCUCUCAAAAUGGCCCAAAACUUCAUGAAGCAUUAAUGGGUAUCAAAUUUAAAGGCCUAGCAGGUGAUUUCAAUUUUGUUAACGGGCAAUCACAAUCUUCAACUUUUAAGGUAAUUAAUGUGAAUGGUAAUGGUGAAAGAUUGGUUGCAUUUUGGACUCCAGAAAAUGGACUCUCAAGGAAAUUGAAUUCUGGGAACACAAGCACAUAUUUUUCUUCCAAGGAAAAUGUAGGACCUGUUAUAUGGCCAGGUGAUUCAAGUUCUGUUCCAAAAGGUUGGGAGAUUCCAACAAAUGGGAAAAAGUUGAAAAUAGGAGUUCCAAUGAAGAAUGGUUUUACUGAAUUUGUUAAGGUGACAUAUGAUCCUAUUUGCAACAGAACACAGGUAACAGGCUACUGCAUAGACGUCUUCAACGCUGUCAUGAAAACAUUACCAUAUGCUGUUAGCUAUGAGUUCAUUCCCUUUGCAAAUUCAAGUGGUGGAAGCAAUGGGAGUUAUAAUGAUUUGGUCUACCAAGUUUACCUCGAGAAUUUCGAUGCUGUGGUAGGAGAUAUAACAAUUACAGAAAACAGGUCUAACUUUGUCGACUUUACAUUGCCAUACACUGAAUCUGGAGUAUCAUUGGUAGUGCCAAUCGUGGACAAUGGGACUAGAAAUGCAUGGAUUUUCCUGAAGCCUUUAAGUAGAGACCUUUGGAUAACAAGUGGGUGUUUCUUUGUGUUCAUUGGCUUUGUAGUUUGGGUUCUUGAACACCGAAUAAAUGAUGAUUUCCGUGGGCCUCCAGCACAUCAAAUUGGAACAAGCUUGUGGUACUCUUUCUCAACCAUGGUUUUUGCACAACGGGAAAUAGUGGUAAGCAACUUGGCAAGGUUUGUAGUGAUUAUAUGGGUUUUUGUGGUGCUCAUACUCACUCAAAGUUACACUGCAAGUUUGACAUCACUCUUAACAGUUCAACAGUUACAACCAACUAUUAGUGAUAUCAAUCAACUUAUUAAGAAUGGAGAGUAUGUCGGCUACCAAGGAGGAUCUUUUGUUUUGCCAAUUUUAAAGAAAAUGAAUUUUGAUGAAACCAAACUUAGAGUAUAUGAUACUGCUGAAGAAUGUGAUAUACUAUUGUCAAAAGGAAGUGCAAAUGGUGGUAUAGCUGGUGCUAUUUUUGAAAUUCCUUACAUGAAGCUUUUUUUAGGACAAUAUUGCUCCAAGUAUACCAUGGUUGAAUCAAUAUACAAAACUGAUGGAUUUGGCUUUGUCUUUCCGGUAGGUUCCCCUCUAGUAUCCGAUGUGUCAAGGGCAGUUUUAAAGGUGACAGAAGGAGAGAAAAUGAAAAAUAUCGAGAAUGCAUGGCUAGGUAAACAAAACAAUUGUAUAGACUCCAAGAACAAGGUUUCUUCUGCGAGUCUUAGCCUAGCUAGCUUUUGGGGCCUAUUUCUCAUUGCCGGGGUUGCUUCCUUAUCAGCUCUCAUAAUUUCCUUGUCUAUGUUUCUUUACAAGGAAAGGGAACAAAUCUGGAUCCCCGAUCAUUCAGAAGGCUCGAUACGGAGAAGAAUUCAUGACACCUUAAGAAUCUUUGACAGAAAAAACCUCAGUUUCCAUAUUUUUAGAAAGAGAGAACUGCAAGAAAAAAGUCGUAUUGAUAGUGAUCAUGUUAUAGGCGCAAGUGAAGCCUCGCCAAACACUAAGUACCUGCAAAGUCCUUCAAGCUAUACUACCGACACUGAACCCCCCUCUGCUUGCUUGGGAACUUUAGGAACGUCUCCUGGAGAAUAUGGAGAUUUCAAUCCAAAUGGUCUAGCAUCUCAAUUAGAACCACCUAUCGAGCUAAUUAAUUAG